AUGAUUAUUUCUGUUUUUUACAGUAUUAUUUUAAGUUUUCUAAUCUCAAUCAUUUAUUACAAAAAAGAUGAUUUAUUAAAUCUUUUUAAACAGCUUUUAAAAGAUGAUAAUGAGGAAGAUUUUUCUACUUCUUAUGAAAAAAUUGGAAUAGAAUAUAUAUUUAUGAGCUGUUUUAUACUUUAUCUUACUACUAUAUUUCUUACAUGGAGAUUAUUUCGGAAGAAGAAAACUAUUGUUAAGAUGAAUUAUUAA
Messenger RNA from Hepatospora eriocheir, 252 nucleotides. NCBI's taxonomy places the organism in Eukaryota, Fungi, Microsporidia, Hepatosporidae. The record is from the annotation of a GenBank genome assembly.